This is a messenger RNA of Laccaria bicolor S238N-H82, 333 nucleotides long. RefSeq lists its product as uncharacterized. The transcript has 4 exons. Lineage: Eukaryota; Fungi; Basidiomycota; Agaricomycetes; Agaricales; Hydnangiaceae. The record is from RefSeq and is a predicted model, not a curated record. Bases 1 to 333 code for a protein of 110 amino acids.
AUGCCCGCAACACAUUAUGCUGGACUGGAUAUCAGUGACCCACCAAGCUGCACAUCCACCACAUACUUGGCGACGGGUCACAGGCUGGAUAAUCGUGAACCACCCAAGCUGGACAUUCACGACCGAGGUACGCGCGAAGAUGGGUUGCUUGUGUCCACAAAGAGUCUGCGCAGAGUUGAGAUUGGCGUAACGAUUGAGCAAAAACCCGUCGCUUUCUACCUCAAUCGCUUCGUCGGCUCUGGUAUAGAUCGCAUCAUGGAUGCCCACGGCCCACUGGGCUUUCGUGUAUCGAAAAACGACGAGACUCCGUCCGUCAAGAGUUGGCGUCUUUGA